UCUGGUCGGCGUGUAUUGCUGCAGAGCCGACGCAUUCACGAGCCUGCGCUGCAACAUUGAAUCGAAUUAAUUUGCUUCCCCAACUGUGGUUGAAAAGAUCUUAGCUUGGAAGUGUGCGUGAAUUGAUGUGUUCGUCGGAAGUAGUGACAGGAUGAGCGCGAGUCGGACUAAAGGGUAGUGUGUGUGUACCGUAUAGCGAGUGUGAAAGAGGAGUUAUGGAAGAGAGAUCAUAGAAAAUGAAUGCGAGUGUUUGAGGGUGAGUGAACGAGGGAGAGAGAGAGAGAGAGAGGAAAGGGGGAGGUUUCUUAAGUACUUGAGCAUCAGUGACUGAUAGAGGACAACAUUGCAAGAGAGGUGUUGUUCAUGCGUCCGUCUCUAGCGUUAUCUGUGCUUGCUCACAUGGGGUAGGAGAUAUGCUGCACGCUACGGGGGCACAGUGGGAAAAGCCUGGCAACUCUGCAGAAGCUUUUUAUAGACAUAUGGAGCAGCAAUAAGUCCAAACGGCAUCAUUUCCGGACCCAAAGCCACACAAGCCGAGAGAACUACUGAGAUAUUCUGCAUGAUUUGUCUUGAAUUGGAUGUCCGGAGCUCUCUCUGUCUCCAAUUGAUGGUACUUCAUUGCAGGAUCUGUCAGGAUCACUUCUGAGUGAAGCAAUUUCUGGCUCUUCCUCCCAGGUGUCACGUUGGAUGCGUUUUUUUUCUUGCUCGAUUGGCAGUGUGACUUGUUCUUACUAUUCUCAGUGCACUUUUUUUUUUGGCAGACAUGUAUUCCUCACAUCAAGUACUGAUGGCUUCAGCACUGAAGGCUCUUCUCCUGGAUGAGGAUGCAUACGUAGAUGUGGAGAGUCAGUGAAAGGACUUAAAGAUGUCCCACUUAAGGUAGUAGACUGAUGCUCGGCAUGUCAAGAACCUCUCGAAAUAAAAGCUCAAAAGGGUGUUUUACUUAUUUAUUUUCCGGCUGUCUCAAGAACAAAGACUCUUUCAUAUUGAAAAUGCUGCUGUUUGAUUUAAUUUUAACAUCAUACAGAAUUGAUCAAAGCUUUGCUGAGAGCAGUUUGUCUCAGUGCUGAAACUUUUUGCGUUUUUUCUUGAUGCUCUCUUCCUUUCUGAACGUAUUGAGAGAUACUGGACGUUCCUGGACUGAAUGAAAAGUUUCCUAACAUCAGCGUUUCCUCAAACAGCUAUGCUAAGAUGCCCAGACCUGAGAAUGGUUCUUUCAUUCAGAUAGGGUCAAACAACACUGUGGUGGGCUUCAGACAUGAAGCCCGGUGUCCUGUCCCCUCCUGGCUGCCGCUGUCCUCCCCGUGUGAAGGAUGUUUCACGGCUCAGCACUAGGACCGACUGAAGCAAGCAGAAGCCCUGACCGGCGAGCGGAGAUCCGCAGGCACAUUAAGAUGGUCAUGGAACAGCUGGAGGAAGUUCUCGUUGAACUCAAGGACGUGGCGAAAGAGCUCCGGGAGGUUGUGGCUCAAAUUGACAAGUUAACAUCUGACAUCGACCUGGACUCAGAUGACGACCUGACACUAGUGUGCUGCAGCGAGGACCGCAGUGACCUCCUGCAAACCAAGACUUCAUCCGGCAACCAUUUACUGCACAAUCCUCUGCUAGAUACCCUCCGCUACCCAAACACGGCCAAGAAACAAGAGUUAGAGCUAUACCGCAGAAGCUGUGGAGAUCUACCCGCCCUCAACGGACCCCUGAAGGCCCCAAACAGCCCCAAAGCAACCUGGCUCUUCGGAUCUGGAGGACGCCUGCAUUACUACGACAAGACUCUAUAUCACGCGCUGUGCUGCGACGAUGAUGAUUAUGACGAAGGCAGAGGUGGAAGGAGCUCUUCAAGGCUGUCGUCCACUGAUUCGGUGUUUACAGCUUCUCCGCCGAGGUUUCUGACGCCCAGAUGUGACCGUAAAAAAUACUCCAGCCCGGACUCGCAGAAGAGAGCCCUCCGUAGCUGCAGCACGCAGACCGUUUCUGAUAAAAGCACACAGACACACUUCCCGUACAUUCCCAGCCAAACAAAGAGCUGGAAGUGACUACGAGUACUAAAACCUACCCAAAGCAUCCCAAAAAAUCUGAAGUAAUUCAUCCACAGAAUGAAACGUCUGUUGUUGUUUUUUUUACCGUCAUGCUGUUCUUUCACAGGAAGCGGAACUAAAAAAAAAAAA
Danio rerio (zebrafish) is the source of this 2165-nucleotide messenger RNA. The record is from RefSeq and is a predicted model, not a curated record. NCBI's taxonomy places the organism in Eukaryota, Metazoa, Chordata, Actinopteri, Cypriniformes, Danionidae.